Messenger RNA from Zygosaccharomyces rouxii, 1179 nucleotides. RefSeq lists its product as uncharacterized. The coding region runs from base 1 to 1179 and encodes 392 amino acids. The record is from RefSeq and is a predicted model, not a curated record. Gene Ontology annotation, cellular component: cytoplasm. Lineage: Eukaryota; Fungi; Ascomycota; Saccharomycetes; Saccharomycetales; Saccharomycetaceae. The transcript has a single exon. Gene Ontology annotation, biological process: RNA surveillance; nonfunctional rRNA decay; nuclear-transcribed mRNA catabolic process, no-go decay.
AUGAAGUUGAUAAAAGAGGUUAGACCAUCUAACAACUCGGAUGAAGCCCAUAUUACAUUGAUACCUCAAGAAAAGGAGGAUCUUUUCACCAUUCACCAAUUAGUAGGCAAAGGUGAUGAACUUAUCUUCAAGAGAAAGGUUACGUCUUCUGUGAAAGAGGAUGCGAAUAAGAAGAAGCAGCAAGAGUUGAAAAGAUUGAGGAUUGUCGUGGAAUCCGAAGAAUUUGAUAUGAAAGAGGAAUCAUUAAGAUAUAAGGGGAAAACAGUCCGUGAUAACGAUGUCCCGGAUAAAGACGAUUAUCCUGUUGGUGUAUUUUUCUCUACUAAUAUUGAUUACACUUAUCCCAUCACCAUCAUAAAAUAUGAUUUCAAUGCUUAUCACAAAAAACUGUUAAAAGAAGCCACUCAACCAGCAAGCAGGGCGGACACUGCUGCGGUUGUCUUACAAGAGGGACUUGCGCACGUUUGUGUGUUAACAGCUUCUUCGACUAUUUUGAAACAGAAAGUUGAGUAUACUCUACCGAAGAAAAAGAGAGCAACUGACGUUGCAAAGUUUGAUGAAAAAACCCAAAAGUUCUACAAGGCAAUUUAUGAAUCGAUUAAGAGAAAUUUUGAUUUUGAGAAACUAAAAAUGAUAAUACUGUGUUCACCAGGUUUUUAUGCAAAGACGCUGUAUGAUAAAAUUAUUCAAUAUGCCCAAGAAGAACAGAACAAAGUUCUAAUAAAUAACAAAGGCAAAUUUUUGGUGGCACACUCUUCAACUGGGUACAUACAGGGGAUCACGGAAGUCCUCAAGAAUCCAAGCUAUGCUUCAAAACUACAGGACACCAAAUUUUCUCAGGAGGUGCUAAUCAUUGACCAGUUCCUUCAACAUUUAAAUGAUGAUGAUUUUAAGGCUUGGUAUGGUGAGGCAGAAGUAACCAAGGCAGUUGAUUUAGGGGCUGUCAACACGUUGUUGAUUACGGAUACUUUGAUGCGUUCUGAUGAUAUUGAUCAGAGAAAAAAAUCCUUAGAUUUGGCCCAGCAAGUGGAAAGAUUAGGUGGGAAAGUUGCAGUUUUUAGUGCGCUGCAUAAUUCGGGUGAAGAGCUUAAUAGACUAACUGGUAUAGCUUGUAUUUUGAACUAUCCUAUUCCUGAUCUAGACGAAGAUUUGGAGGAGGAUGAAGAGGAGGAUGACUAG